Messenger RNA from Schizosaccharomyces osmophilus, 942 nucleotides. It is a transcript of the gene meu14, whose product is annotated as sporulation specific PIL domain protein Meu14. Gene Ontology annotation, molecular function: lipid binding. Gene Ontology annotation, cellular component: plasma membrane; eisosome filament. Bases 1 to 942 code for a protein of 313 amino acids. Gene Ontology annotation, biological process: negative regulation of protein kinase activity; eisosome assembly; endocytosis. The record is from RefSeq and is a predicted model, not a curated record. Lineage: Eukaryota; Fungi; Ascomycota; Schizosaccharomycetes; Schizosaccharomycetales; Schizosaccharomycetaceae. The transcript has a single exon.
AUGCGGCAGAGUCUAAUUUAUGCAGGGUUCUCUAUAAACAAACUGAAGGAAUUAUCACAUGCUGAGGAUUCCAAGAGAAGUCACCGCAUGAUAAAAUCAGGAAAGACAUCUGUAGAUGCUUAUCGCCAAGCUGGAAAAGGUCUUAGUCACUUCGGGGGCUACUUGAGUGAUUGGGGAUCCAGGACCAGAAGUGUCAGUAUAAAUGACAUUAGCGACAAGCUUGGAGUUUUAGUCAGUGAACUCGGUGAAAGCGAACUGGAGUUUGUAAAGCAGUUUGAUGAAAGCCGACUCAAGCUGAAAGGAAUUCGUGACAUGGAAGAUAGCAUCGCACCAUCAAGAGCACAUCGCCAACGACUAGUAGCAUCCAUUGAGAAAGAAGAAGAAAAGGACCCACUUUCUCCUCGUCUAAUAGACUUACAAAACCAAUUGGUUCGUACGGAAGCAGAAAACCUUGUUGGGGAAAUGCAACUCGAUAACAAGAUACGAGAAGUUAUGAAAUCGUCAUUCCAGCAAUUGAUGGAUGCGUUUCAGGUUCGAGCGCAGAAACAAAUGACGGUCGGUUACUAUUCACGGCUUUUAGUUGACAUGAUCAACGACGAUGUUGUCUACCCGGGUGAUAAUCCCGCAGCUUAUAAUAAAAAGAAUGCUGCUCAGAUCAUGCACCAGUGUAUGGAGUCUAUGUCCAGACUUAUGGCUCCGCUUUCCAUUGAUGAAAAGAAGUCCGAAGAUACUCAUAUGAAAGGUUCUUCUAGCUCACUUCAGCUUUCGGAGAGGGAUUGCUCUCCGACUGUAGAAAACGAGCAGAAUGUACUUCAAGUAAGAAAUGUUCCCUCUCAGAACUCUACAUCCAACGCAGAGACUUAUAAAGCACAACUUCUUUCCACUAUCGCAGCAGAGCAAAAGCAAAAAGAAUUACAAGCAAAGUCGACCGUUUUGUUGUAA